AUGACCGUUCUGGAGAGCUGGGUCAACAGUUUUAGGCAUGCGCCAGAACAAUACACCGCAGACACUUCAUAUGCGGACAGCAUUGAUACUCAUAUGGCAGGAAAGCCAGAGGUUUUUGAGAAAGAAAAGCAUGAAAAUGCGAAACAAUUCUACGAAACAGAUGACCACAGCGUGAUGGCCAUGCCGGGAAAAUCUGCUCUAAAACGAACACUAGAUAGCCGGCACGUCCAGUUCAUUGCACUUGGUGGCGGUAUUGGAACUGGUCUUUUUAUUGGAUCUGCAUCAGAACUUGCAAAUGGAGGACCAGCAAGUCUGAUCCUCAACUUUUUCAUUAUGGGUUUCAUGCUGAUCUGUGUUGUAUUCAGCCUUGGCGAAUUAGCCUCUGUGCUUCCGGUGUCCGGCGCUCAUUCUGCGUAUGCCACGCGAUUUAUCGAUCCAGCGUGGGGUUUUGCAAUGGGAUACAACUACUUUUUGCAGUGGCUUGUCACAGCGCCGAUUGAGUUUACUGCAGCCUCCAUUAUGAUUCAGUUCUGGGAUACGAAAGAAGUGGUUCCUCGAGGUGUUUGGAUCGCAAUUUUUUUCAUCGUGCUACUCGUCAUAAAUUUGUUUGGGGUGCGCGGCUAUGCCGAGUUUGAGUUUAUUGCUACGCUGAUCAAAGUAAUAACAGUCAUUGGUUUGAUUAUCGUGAUGAUUUGCAUUGAUUGUGGUGGUACGCCUAGCAAUAAGUAUCUAGGUGCUGCUACAUGGCAUAAUCCUGGUGCAUUCAACAACUCUUUCAAAGGCUUUUGUGCAUCAUUUGCUGGUGUAGCCUUUGCUUUUGCUGGGUCGGAGCUUGUUGGUCUUGCUGCCGCGGAGACAAGGAACCACGCAAGGUGUUGCCCAAGGCUUGUCAGCAAAUCGUGCUGCGCAUUAUUUUGUUCUACAUCGUUUCGCUUUUUCUGGUGUCAUUAA
This is a messenger RNA of Malassezia globosa CBS 7966, 951 nucleotides long. RefSeq lists its product as uncharacterized. Gene Ontology annotation, cellular component: membrane. The transcript has a single exon. Gene Ontology annotation, molecular function: amino acid transmembrane transporter activity. The record is from RefSeq and is a predicted model, not a curated record. Gene Ontology annotation, biological process: amino acid transmembrane transport. The coding region runs from base 1 to 951 and encodes 316 amino acids. Lineage: Eukaryota; Fungi; Basidiomycota; Malasseziomycetes; Malasseziales; Malasseziaceae.